UCAAACACAAAAAUCAAUGAAACGGUGCAUUUCCGGGUUGCGUGAUGACGUCAUCGUCCCUGUGCCGUCAGGCUAAUCUGACUCCAGAGCAGCUAGCAGUUUACUGUCACCCGGGAGCCUUGAAUAUCCGUCUUUAACGACACGAAGGACCGGAAAAGAAGUCGUUAUGGAGCCUAAAUCUUUUUUUAAUUUACAGUAAACCAGGUUUUUUUUAUAAAUACUUUAAACUUCGCCGCUCUGUUCGCUUUAAUUUAACCACUCUGGACUACGACUCGGCCUCGGCGGCGCUGGACGCCUACAUCGCAGACUUUGAGAGGAGCUGUCAGAGCUGCGGGUCUUUGACCGGACCUYUGGUUCUGCCUCGUGACCCGCCCUCCACUCGCACCAAACCAAGGCCGGGCCGGCUCAGGAACCGGGACGUUCUGAGGGAGCGUCUGACGGACCGGGAGCUGGACUUCCUGAACCUCCCUGUGAGCUCCCUCCAUCACCGUGGCAACCGGGACCGCCUCUCCAUGACAACGGACGAGCUCCUGUCCAUCCCGUGGGAYGGCUCCAUGCCCGUCACUCACACGUCCGCCUUCAUACGAGGCCUCCGGUCCGGGUCUGAAGCCUCCACCAGGUCAGCCCACAGGACCAGAACUUGGCUCAGCAGCAGCCGGACCGCCCCCCUCCACCUGAACCAGGACUCUGGUCCCAGCAGGACUCCCAGCAGCUCCAGGUGCAGAGGAAAAGACGUGGCUGAGGACUCUUCUUCUGGACUCAGAGCAGCAGACCACCUCCCCCACUGGCUGACCUCCAACCGGUCUGUCCUGGACUGCUCUGAGACCAGCAGCCUGCCGGACCUGAAGUACCCGGCCUGGAUCCAGCGCUGUGACGUCAGCGAGCCGGACCCCUGGGACGACUGGGCUGGACCUCCCAGAACUGGAGCUCCAUCCUGGGUAUCGGACCUGGAGAAAGACCACGAACCUGAACAAACACCUGCWCAGAAGCUCUCAGCUGGUCCAACUGGUCCUGGUUCUCAGGAGGAGAGUCGAUCGGCUCUCAGAGAYGUGAGGAUCCAGUUGGCCCAACAGAUUUCUCUGCUCGCUGCAGGACCACGAGGUUCUGGUGGACCGUCGGUUCUGAUCAGAGACAACCGGAUCGAGUCUCUGAUCCAGAAGGCGGAUCRGGUCCUGGACUCGCUGUCCCAGACUUCGGACAGAACCGAGGGUCCUGCAGGUCCAGUGAGUCCUGUAAACACAGAGGACCUGCUGCUCUCCUCUCUAGUCUCAGCAGGAAGUCUGGCAGCAGCUCCGACAGGAAGUGAUGCGGAGGUCCAGGGUUCUGGUUCUGGUGCUGACGCCUGGAAGCAGCCCGGGCCGGUGGAGGCGGUGAAGCAGAUGCUGUUCAGACUUCAGGCGGUGGAGGCGGAGCUUGAGAGGAAGCACAAAGAACCAGAAGCUCCGCCUCCUUUCGCUCACGGACUGAAAACACCAGAGAAAGCGUUGACUGAUGGGGAGGCGGAGCUACAGAACGCCACGCCGUCACCAUCACUACAGAGGUAAAGCACUCUGAACAAGUCUGACCUGGACCGGAUCAGGACCUUUACUAAACUCCGUCAGACCACAGCCUCGAAACAAGAACUGAAGACCUGAUCCAAGACUGGAUCCAAGACUGGAUCCAAGACUGGAUCCAACAAAUCCUGUUUACUGAUCAGUUUCAUUCAUGAAGGGAGACGUGCUCCUCAAACUGCACCGCCACCAAAA
Messenger RNA from Austrofundulus limnaeus, 1745 nucleotides. It is a transcript of the gene cunh18orf54, whose product is annotated as chromosome unknown C18orf54 homolog. NCBI's taxonomy places the organism in Eukaryota, Metazoa, Chordata, Actinopteri, Cyprinodontiformes, Rivulidae. The record is from RefSeq and is a predicted model, not a curated record.